Molecule: messenger RNA, 462 nt
Organism: Pyrenophora tritici-repentis Pt-1C-BFP
Lineage: Eukaryota; Fungi; Ascomycota; Dothideomycetes; Pleosporales; Pleosporaceae
Product: TEF1, Translation elongation factor EF-1alpha (GTPase)
Biological process (GO): translational elongation; translation
Molecular function (GO): GTPase activity; translation elongation factor activity
Source: RefSeq, a predicted model, not a curated record
AUGUCAGAGGCAGGCAAAAUCCUGGCUGUUCUAGGAAGCCAUGGUGCCGGGAAAGCGACGACUAUCGGCAAUCUCAUCUAUAAGUGUGGAGGUAUCGAUAUGCCAACUCUGGAGAGACUCGAGAAAGGGCGCAACAACGGAUACGCCAGAGCCUUCAACGAGAUCAAGGCGAGGAACGAAAAACUUUACUUCUACACACCCAAUAACAAGAUUACCGUAACGGAAAAUUUAUCUAACGCUGACGGUCUCCUUCUCAUCAUUAUGCCUCAUGAGACAGACAAGCAGCUGCAAGAGAUUGGUGAUCAAUUGAACGGCAUGGCGUCACACAAGAUGGUGGUUCUGGUUAAUAAGCUGGACGAAGUCGAUUGGUCUGAAGAUGCGUUCACAGAUUCGGUCCGAGUCACCAAUGCCGUGCUUCAGAGCCUUGGAGUUUCCAAAGAACAGUAUGAUACACGUCGCUGA